This is a messenger RNA of Strigops habroptila (Kakapo), 12217 nucleotides long. RefSeq names its product ArfGAP with GTPase domain, ankyrin repeat and PH domain 1 (gene AGAP1). The coding region runs from base 564 to 4232 and encodes 1222 amino acids. Gene Ontology annotation, cellular component: nucleus. NCBI's taxonomy places the organism in Eukaryota, Metazoa, Chordata, Aves, Psittaciformes, Psittacidae. The record is from RefSeq and is a predicted model, not a curated record. The transcript has 20 exons. Gene Ontology annotation, molecular function: GTP binding; GTPase activity; GTPase activator activity.
GCCCGCCCAGGGGCGUGCGCUUGGGCCGGGCGCUCCGGCACCCGCGGCGGGCGAACGGCGGCGUUUGCGUUCCCAAACGGGCCCCCGUGCAGCCCCGCCGGGGCAGCGGGGCUGGCGCUGCCCGCUCCCCGCAGCCUGCGGACAGAACUAAUCGGAUUUACCCGGCGGAGGAGGGGGGAAAGGAGGCAAGAUCCGCAAACGUGCGGUAAACAAUGAAAUCGAGGGUUGCUGCUGCUGCUCUAAUCCCUUGAACACCGGACCGUGCUGCUCCCCGGCAGUGCAUUUCGGGAUCCGCAGGAGGAUGCAUGCGGCCGCGGCACGGACGUAGCUGGUUUCUGGAUGUGUCUCGGAAGGGGCUGGAUGACGGCGGCCGCCGGCGGGGAGCGGGAGCGGGGCUGACCCCGCCGCCGGCUCCGACACCGCAGCGUGGUUUUAAACCCUAUUUUUAUUAUUAGUAGUAUUCUAAUCGGGUUGCGGUGUAUUGCGGUUCUGCGCUUCCCUUCGCGCUUCCAGCAAACCUACGUCUCUCCGGCACCUCCAUCUCGUUGCGAUGCCCGCGCUGGAUGCUGCUGCCUGAAGGGAGGAGGGCAGCGGGGACAGACAUGUAUCUUCUGGACAGCAGCAGCGAGCCGCCGGCCGCCGCCUCCUCCUCCCCGGAGAGGAUGCAGCGGGGCACCCCGCAGCGGAAAACCGUGUACCGCAUCUCCGUGACCAUGGUGAAGAAGGAGCUGCUGGCGCCCGAGAGCGGCCAUCCCAGCCCGGAGCUGCCCCGCCGCGGGCGGCGCGGGGGGAGCCGUGCGCCGGGCUCCUCCAGCCUCACCAGGGCCGGGCUGCUGCUGGUGGAGGAGGAGGAGGGCGAGGAGGAAGGCGAGGAGCGGGACCGCGUCCCCAGCCCCUGCGGCUUCCGCACCUUCAGGACCCUCAGCACGGGGCAGCUGGAGCUGGGCCGCCUCAAGGUGCCGCGGCGAGCGGGGCCGCCCUUCCCCGCCGAGCUGGCCCUCGGCGGGCCGCGGGGCAGCCCUGCCCCGGAGCGCAUCGGCGGCGGAGGAGAGCCGGCGGACACCUGUGGCGGCGGGGCCGGGCCCGCGGCCUCCCCGGCGGACGAGGAUGCGGGACCGGCGGCCCGCGGCCCGCCGUCAGGCCGCUCGGGCGAGGCCCCGGCGGCGGCGGAGCGGGGGCAGAGCCCCUGGCGGCAGCCGGGCCUGCUGCGGCGGAGCUUCAGCUUCAGGCACUGGAGCGGCGGCGGGGAGCUGCCGCGGGCACCCGCCCGGGUGCGGCGGCACAGUAGCUCCGGCUGCCUCCCCGGGCCGCCGCCGCCGGGCCAGGGGGGAGCCGCGGCUCGGGGCUCGCCGCCCGCCGCCGGGCCCCCCGAGAAGCGCAACACGCUGGAUGUAGGCGAGGUGCUGAGCCAGGCCGACCCGCUCUCCCAGCUGGAGCGCUGGGAGCGGAGCAAGAGCAAGAACCGGACCCUGGAUAACAGCGACCUGCAGCGGCUCUCCGAGCGGCUGGGCCGGGAGGGCUCCGCCGCCGCCCACGAACACCGGCUGCUGCGCUUCUUCAGCGGCAUCUUCGCCCGCAAGGACGGCACCUCCGCCCUCUUCGGCGGCCCCCACGGGCGCUCCCCCCGCAGCAGCUUCUCCAGAUCCAGGGCUUAUUUCAGCAGCCUCCGGAGAGCCACGGUGGACAUGCAGUCUAGCUCCGAGAGCAUCAAUGGGUCCCCGCACAAAGAUGCCUUUGUAAAUAGCCAAGAAUGGACACUAAGCCGAUCUGUACCAGAGCUCAAAGUGGGGAUUGUGGGCAACCUUGCGAGUGGCAAGUCUGCGCUUGUACACCGGUAUCUGACUGGCACCUAUGUCCAAGAGGAAUCACCUGAAGAUAUGGAUGCAGGUGGGAGAUUCAAGAAGGAGAUAGUAGUUGAUGGACAAAGCUAUCUGCUGCUGAUUAGAGAUGAAGGUGGCCCUCCAGAGGCACAGUUUGCCAUGUGGGUGGAUGCUGUUAUAUUUGUCUUCAGCUUGGAAGAUGAAAUUAGCUUCCAGACUGUUUACCACUACUACAGCCGUAUGGCUAACUAUCGGAACACUAGUGAAAUCCCAAUGGUACUAGUGGGAACCCAGGAUGCCAUCAGUUCCAGUAAUCCACGUGUCAUAGAUGAUGCCAGAGCAAGGAAGUUAUCGAACGAUCUGAAGAGAUGCACUUACUAUGAAACCUGUGCUACAUACGGGCUCAAUGUGGAGAGAGUCUUCCAGGAUGUUGCUCAGAAGAUCGUUGCAACAAGGAAGAAACAGCAACUUUCAAUUGGACCUUGCAAAUCUCUACCAAACUCUCCAAGCCACUCGUCUGUGUGUUCUGCCCAGGUUUCUGCUGUACAUAUCAGCCAGACCAGUAAUGGAGGAGGGAGUUUAAGUGAUUAUUCCUCCUCUGUCCCAUCAACUCCAAGCACCAGCCAGAAGGAGCUACGGAUUGAUGUUCCUCCCACUGCCAACACACCAACUCCUGUCCGUAAACAGUCCAAGCGCCGGUCCAACCUCUUCACGUCUCGGAAAGGGAGUGACCCAGACAAAGAGAAGAAGGUCCUGGAGAGCAGAACAGAUAGCAUUGGAAGCGGUCGCGCAAUCCCAAUUAAACAGGGUAUGCUGCUAAAGCGAAGUGGCAAGUCACUGAAUAAAGAGUGGAAGAAGAAAUACGUGACGUUAUGCGACAACGGUGUGCUGACCUACCAUCCUAGUUUACAUGACUAUAUGCAGAAUGUUCACGGGAAGGAGAUCGACUUGCUGAGAACCACUGUGAAAGUCCCCGGGAAGAGGCCACCCCGAGCCACAUCAGCUUGUGCCCCCAUUUCCAGUCCCAAAACAAACGGCCUCUCCAAGGACAUGAGCAGUUUACACAUCUCGCCCAAUUCAGGGAACGUGACUACUAGCACAUCUGUGUCUCAGAUGGCAAGUGGGAUCAGUCUAGUCUCCUUCAACAGCCGUCCGGAUGGUAUGCAUCAGCGCUCUUACUCGGUCUCCAGUGCAGAUCAGUGGAGUGAGGCAACAGUCAUUGCAAACUCUGGCAUUAGCAGUGAUACCGGGUUGGGAGAUUCUGUGUGUUCAAGCCCAAGUAUAUCGAGUACAACGAGCCCCAAACUUGAUCCACCUCCUUCACCUCAUGCGAACAGAAAGAAACACCGCCGGAAGAAAAGCACAAGCAAUUUCAAAGCUGAUGGUAUCUCGGGCACAGCUGAAGCCAAACGCAAAGCUUGGAAACUAAACCGUGUUGGUAGCCUGCGAAAUAUAUACAGCAGCAGCAGCACCAACACUGAAGAACAAGAAGAAAACUUUGAGUUUAUCAUUGUUUCUCUCACCGGCCAGACUUGGCACUUUGAAGCUACCACAUAUGAAGAAAGAGAUGCAUGGGUACAAGCCAUAGAGAGUCAGAUCUUGGCCAGUUUACAGUCAUGUGAGAGCAGCAAGAACAAGUCCCGCCUGACGAGUCAGAAUGAGGCCAUGGCCCUUCAGUCCAUAAGGAACAUCAGAGGCAAUUCCCACUGCGUGGACUGUGAAGCACAGAACCCUGACUGGGCCAGCCUGAAUCUGGGAGCGCUUAUAUGUAUCGAAUGCUCAGGUAUACACCGAAACCUUGGCACACACCUCUCCCGGGUCCGCUCUCUUGACCUGGAUGACUGGCCUAUAGAGCUCAUCAAGGUGAUGUCUUCUAUCGGGAACGAGCUGGCAAACAGCGUCUGGGAGGAGAGCAGCCAGGGCCAUAUGAAACCUUCUCCAGACUCCACAAGGGAAGAAAAAGAGCUCUGGAUACGUGCGAAAUAUGAGCAGAAGCUCUUCCUUGCCCCACUGCAGUGCCUGGAGCUUUCUCUGGGCCAGCAUCUCCUGAGGGCUACAGCCGAGGAGGACUUGCGGACAGUCAUCCUGCUCCUGGCCCAUGGGACUCGGGAAGAGGUGAACGAGACCUGUGGAGAUGGUGAUGGGCGCACUGCCCUGCACUUGGCUUGCAGGAAAGGAAAUGUGGUGUUAGUGCAGCUCUUGAUUUGGUAUGGUGUCGACGUGAUGGCACGCGAUGCCCAUGGAAACACAGCAUUGGCCUAUGCCCGGCAGGCCUCCAGCCAGGAGUGCAUUGACGUUCUCCUCCAGUACGGCUGCCCCGACGAGCGCUUCGUCCUCAUGGCCACUCCAAACUUGGCCAGGAAGAACAAUAACCGGAACAACAGCAGCGGGAGGAUGCCCACCAUCAUCUGAGGAGGAGCUCACUCGUGUAUUCGCUGACCUGAAUUACAUCCGCAGCCUCAUAUUCCUCCAUCCCCAUCACAGCUCUGCUCUGUGAGUCUGGUAACUCUCCUUUCCCCUUUUCCUUUUGGUACAUCCCUGUCCCAUCCGGAAACAGUGAGGGGAUGAGAAGGAGCAAAAGGGGCUGCAGAGAAAGCAGUUGUUUCAGUGGCAGCUCUCCAACGAUGGAAACAAGCAGGCGAGUGCAUGUGGGUUGAGCAGGACACGCUGCGCGUGGCACCGGGACCAUGGGAGAGCGGUCGUCCGCGGGGGGGGAACCAGGCUCCCCAAGCGUGGAGGGAAGGGGCGGAGGGAGAGGCAAGCGAGAGGAGAAGGAAGGAGAGAUGGUGACUUUCUGUAACUGACAGUUAAGCACAUCAGUACAUUUCACCUCUACCAAACGCGACGCCUGGAUUUCAUUCUCUUCUCUGAAGAGCUUGACGGCAUAAAUCAGAAGCAAGCACAGAGUUUGUCAGGUUUGAAGCUCCUAUGAUGGUAUGUGUCAAAUCAGUUGUAGCUAAUCUGUCCGGGGAGAAUACUGGCUUCAUUACACUUGUAUAGUUGAGUUCUUCCAGCAUUACCGCUGUUUAAUAGAACAUGAUUAGUCAUCACGGAGAAAAAAGCAUAUUAGCUGAGGAGGUAGUUACAUGGCACGCUUCGGUGAUUGCUUGGAUGUGAUUGCAAUAUUCUUAGAAGCAUCAUAUUAUCUCAGACAUGUUCUUUCAAGCCCUUGGAGCCCUCCUUUCUAAAUUCACUGUCAUAAUUUAGUAUCUGUUUAAUUUUUCAGUCCAAAGAGAGGAAAUGAGUUGCUGAGUGUUAUUUGACUGCAGUCUCCUCGGUGUAAAAACAAAAUGGAAAAAAUAAAUAAGAGUAACUCUGAAACACAAAAAGGAAUAAUGAACACCGCUAAGGAAAAACAUUGCAAGUACGUUUAGUGAAAUUAAUACAUGCAUUAAAGGCUAAUAUUUUUUCAGCCAGCAGAAAUAGGUUCUGUCAUUUUGCCAAGGUAAAUGUGUUGAGUUUUUGGUCACUCCUGUGAUGCAUUGCCUAACUUAUACAGAUUUUUGUAUUGUGUCUCUAGAUGAUAUGUAUGUAAAAUCUAUUUGAAUAAAAAAAAAUAAUAUGCAUUGAUUAUUUUUUUGUUGUUGUACAGAAAAUGGCAUCUCUGUUAAUUUAUAAACUGUAACUGAAGUGAGCUAAAUAAUGUGCAACUAGUUAGGGUCUGUGCAUUGCAGAUCAUUGUACAUUGACAAUAUUCCCAGCAGUGAACUCUUGUUUCCAUCGCCAGCCUUUGAGGAACGUAUCAGGAGGAGAUGAUGGUGCUUUUGGCAUGAAAAUAAAGGUGUGUGAGACCUUUUAGAAAGGAAAAAGAGGCUGUUCCUCAGCGCUGUAAGUGUAUUUUACUCCCAAAGUCACAAAGCUUUCACAAGCCAAGACAAAAAGCCCAAGCCUGGCUGUGGGAAGAUCAGAUUUGAUUAAGUUCAGAAUUGAUAGCCUUCACCGCAGCGGGCAGGGCAUGGCUGCGCUUGACUCCCAACUUGGCUGCUUGCUGGAAGAAAAAUGGCUUGUGAAAGUAGCCUGGACAGUUCAUUUGAAUUCCAAGUUUUAAUAUUUGAUUCGAUGAUUUUGGUGUUCCCGGGAAGAUCCCAGCUUCUCCCGUGUUCAACCAAGUAGGAUUCUGGCACGGGGAAGUACGGGGUUUGGCAGGCAGGAAAGUGAUUUCUUUUUAAGUGGCAUAUGGCAGUGUGAAGAUGGGGGAAGGGACUAUCACAGGGAAAGUUGAAAACUCAACUGAAUUCAAUGGCAAAGGAGCAAUUAUGUGAAGGCAGUGAGGUGCACACAGCAUAGUAAUUUGCAAAUCUACCUGCUCAUAUAUAUUUCCCAAGCCUUCAGUGGUUCUCUUCCUUGGGGCUCUGGAUUUCAUUUAGCAUACAAAUGGGAGGAGCGUAGCAAUUGCUAAAUAAACUGGAUGUGGACAAAAUGUGAAGGAAAAAAAUAGUCAUCUGGUUAUCUUAAGGGGGGAGGGGAAUAGAAAAUUAAUGAUUUGAUGUAAAAUCAUCAAGUUGUGGAAGAAAAGUGAGCCUCAAAGUGGAAGCAUGAGAAUAUUGACCAGCGUUUCCUCUUUGAUGGUGUUCUCAUGUUGUACUUUGUUUCUGUAUAGACCUUUGACUGUUGGGGAGGGGAGGAAUCUUUCUUCAACCCCCAUGGGCUGGCUGCAGCGGAGUAAGGUUUCAGCUGAUUCUCUUCAUACUGGGGUAAUUUUAAUUGUUUUUAAAUCGAGGAAAGGUGUCUAAUUGCAGUUUCUCCAUCAUUCCCAGGCAGCUCCCUGAUCUUUGGUACUUAGGGGUGGUCCUUGAGCGACAAGACAACCCACAUAACAUGCAGCUAGCUGGAGGGGAUGCCGUGAAGCCCUCUGUGUCUUGGUGCUCAUGAGCUUUACACCCCUGUGGGGGGAGCACAGGAUUCAGGGGGGGAUCCUGAGCUUUACAUCCUUGUGGGGGGAUUCAGGAAUCACGGCUCGUGGUCCCUGAGGUGCUAUAGCUGCCUGCUGUUCCCCUGGGAGCAUGAAGGGCAUUUGUAUCCAAAACCCAAGUCCAAUGUUUCAAAUACAUUGCAGGCAGAUUGGUUAAGUUCUCGAUGCACGUUCCGUUUCGGAGGUGGUUUUUUCCUAAUUGAAAAUAUUUUCUGUACAUAAUGUAAUUCUCUCCCUGGGCCACGUUCCUCUUGUAAAGCAGAGAGUGAUGUUUGAGGAACAGGGGCAGCCAGGCUGUCAUGCAGAUUGCAAGUAGAAGAAUUAUACGCUCCUUUCAUAAAAGAUUUUCUGAAGGCAAAUCUUGAAAAAACACAGAAUAUUUUUAGGAGACAGAAUUCCACUGUCUUAUAGGAGAAAUUAAUACACCCAGGCUAGCCAGCUAAUCACCUCUUAUGUUAAUCAAUCAGUAACACAGUUGCUUUUAGCCUAAACAUAGUUUUCCCGUGGAGGUGUAAGCAUUGGCAGUAACUAUGUCGAAGCAGCGUAGGCUGUGUGAUGGCUUGCCCAAAUGUGUUGGGGGUCUGCGGGGAGGAUACCCAGUCAUAACCCCUUUGAAAGAUGGGAGAUGACCCAGCACCAUCUCUCUGAGACACUACAGCUGGUGAUGCUCCAGCCUCAGGAGAACAGACCAAGGAUCUGUGCCUCGUGGGCUGUUGGCUGCAGAAUCCCCUGUUCAAAUGGGUUUGGUUGGAUGGCUGGGAGAAGCUGUGUGGCACCUUCUGAUGGUGGGACAGGCCACCAGCAUAUGCUCCAUCCCCUGCUUGCAUGGUAAAGGAGGAGGAACACCUUCCCACCACAGCUGAGAGCGAGGAUGGAGGAAGUUUCCGUGGCUGGGGUCCGGAAGGUGUCUUGGCUUUGUGAGCCAAGGUCUCUGGGCUUCGUGUGCUUUUCAGGGGAUGCGUUUGCACUUUGCAAAGAGUAUUCUUGAAGCCGUCCAGGUGCGGAAACAGGGAAUAGAAAGCGACACCUCGAGCACUGGCAGGAAUCGUUCCCAUUGCUUCCACUCUGUUAACCUGUCCCAUUUCUGUUCUUCGUCUCAUGUUUAGCCCCUCUCAUUGCUUUUAUGGAACCCACUUGCCAGGCUGGUUAUGCCCUUUGAGCAUGUUAUGAGCAAAUUAAAACCAAAUUGAGAUCCAGUCAGUAAGAAAUCCCAGCAGAAACAUGUUAGCUAAAGCUGUUUUCUGCAGAAAUGGAGUCUGUGGCUGUGGUUUUCAUUGCGUCACCCAUUUAACCCUUUGCAUCAUCCCAGAUACCUUUAAAUCCCCUUUCCUCUGCACUUUAUCCAGACGACUAAAACACUAGAAGCAAGCCAGCCGUUGCUAGUAACAUCAGCACUUUCCUUCUGUUUAUUUUAAGCUAAUUGCUGUUGAACAGUGGAGAUGGGGUUGGAUGUGUCAUAUCCAGUAUCUGAACCUUGAUAUUCCCAGAUUUGAGGAGGGUUUACUUCUCCUUGCUAUUUAUGAAAAAGUAAGAUUGAACCUUGGGGAAUAUUCAGGGUCUUUCCAGUGCAUAUAGUUGGCCAAGGGCUUCGGUUACCAGAUUUCUGAUACAGAAGGCAGAAGAAAAGCUCUUUUUGGAGAAACUUGGUAUAUUCUGAGCUAGGUGCUGCUCAGAAAGCCAGGUGAGCUCCCGGAAGGUAAAAAGGAUUUUUAAGCAUUUGGGCCUAGUGUAUAAUAACGGUGUGAACAUUACUAUUGUUUGAUUUGCUGUCUUUUCUCCAUUCCCUUAAAUUAUGUGUGUUAGGGCAAAAAAGCUUUAGCUGCACUUGGAGAUUUCCCCUGGCCAGAGGAAGCUGAGUAGCAUAGGGAGAGGAGUAGAGGUGAGAAUGGAGAUGUGAGCUUAGACACUGUAAUGUAGUAUAUAAUUAGGUUAUCUGGGGUUUGGAUAGCUUCAUGGUUUAUAUUUGUAUGGAGAUAAGGAAAAAAUGAAGUAAUUUGUAGUUUCUAGUAGAAAGUAGUAAUAGUGGAGACAAGCACAGAUUUCACAAGGGGGUCCCGAAGGGGCCCUUUCCAAACGUCUCGGGGAGCCACGUUUGCACCUUAGCAGGGAACAAAUGGUUGUUGUUGCUGGAGGGACUCAAGGCAAAGGAGGACGGCACUGGGGACCAAGUCUGGGGCAGCCUGGCCAGGUAGGAGACAACUUGCCCAUCUGUAUCUCAUCAUCAGGCAUCUUCGUUUCCCCUCCGGUGGAUGCUCCAGCAGUCUGUACGUGGGGUCUCUGGCUGUUAGUCUCAGGUCCUCAACAACAUCUCCUUCCAUUCUUGGUGAUUUGUGGGUGAAAUGUAUUGCAUAGAAAACCGUUUUGGGAUAUUGUUGUGUUUCUGCGUAGCAGAAGAAAACCUCACUCCAGAUUAAAGUUCUUUUCAAGGUAGAUAUACCCUAAAUUAACCCAAAUGAAAAGGUUUUGCAAUGAGUUUUGAAUUCAUUAAGUUCUAAGCUACAAAAAGAAGGUCGGUUUCAAUGGUUUUAUUAGAAAAUCAUCUCCUGUUUGAAAGAAAUGUAGAGGUAAUGGAGCAAAAUAUCCAAAGCUGUAGGUAGGUAGCUUUGUUGUAUUAGGGUGUUCUAGGUUUGGUUUUGUUGCUUAGCAUUGGCCAGUUUUUAAAGUACAUGUUGGGUGAUCUCAUCCCAUAACAGUUGACUGAAUCUGUCUCAUGUUUUUAAAGGGAGGUUCGAAGGGGUUUGGCCAAGGUUUUCAGGAGCUGUGAAUAGUUCCCGUGUUGAGAGGAGAUUGCAUGAUCUCUGAAAACAAAAGGUUGGUUUGGGGGUGGGGGGGAAGGGAGUUUAGAGCCAUUGAAGCCCCACAUCACUAAGCAUGCUUCUGGUCAUCUUGGCCACUGUGUUUCAUUUCAGGGUGCCAGCCAUAUGUGUGUGAAUUGACUCCCAUUGUUUACUACCAGUCCCUGAAUGUUUGGGGGGGCAGAUUUUGCUUGUGGGCAGAUAAAAAUGUCUUUGUGCAUUUCAGCAUUUUAGCCUCUUCAUGUCUCUAUGUCUGCGUGUCUCCCAAAUCCCUGUGGCAUACUCAAGCGGUAGCGGUCAGUUCUGGUGGCAGGCAGAGCUUCAGCUUUCUCUUGUCCAUGAACUUUCUGGAUGUGUGUUUAGCUUCCAGUACUAAGGAUUGACUGUUCUGCAGUGCUUCAGAGCUAGUAACUUUUACCUGUGUGUUAUGUACAAAAUGUGAAGGGGGGGCGGGUGGGAAUGCUUACAGAGGUCUCAUGGCAUGCGUUUGGGAUGACCAUGUUGCUUGUUGGCAGUGAAUGCGCCAUCAGGUCUUUUGUGUGUGCCCCGUUUCCCAGAACUGAUUGGUGGGGUUUUUGUUUCUGAGAACUGAAGUAACUGAAAACACUUCCCUGGUCCUCUCAAAUGGCAAGGUACAGGGAGUACAACCCCUCCAAGCAGACAACUUGAUAGCGUCUGACCUGUGCUGAAGGCAAACCCCAAGCUCAUGCAGGACCAUGGAAAGUGGGUUGGUGCUUAAGGUGAGUUGUUAUUUGCAACUAGUUCCCAGAUGUGGGGAUUGAGUUGAGUUGAAUUGGUGGAUGAAGUGCAGUCUGGUUUGAGUCCUAAGGUAAAGGCAGUGGUGUAUCACAUGGAGGCCACUAACUGCACAUGCUUUGCGUUCAGUGUGCUUAUGUGUGCUUAUGUAUACUGCUGUGAGCAAGCGUGGAAAGUGCAUGUUUACACAUGAAUUGAAACCAAUAGCUAGAGCCAGGUUUUCAGUUAGAUCUUUCUAAACGAUCCCAAGUUGCCCAGCUAAAGACCUGCCAUUCCCAAGAGCAUAGAAGGCAGGCAUGGGAUGGGGGACCCCUGCUAGAGGGAUGGAGAGAUGCAGGAAUACGAGGUACAGGCUCACUGAGAUGUUUGUGAGCCAUCAGACCCUCGGGGCUCCACAGAUACCUAAGAGGUUUUCCAAAACAUCCAAUACCUUCAGGCAGCACUCAACUUGAGGAAACCAUUAACUUGGCCACCAAGUGUGCUAAGGCUUUGUGUGAACCAGGUAGUCCAGGAAAACUUACUUAAGCAAGUACUCACACCAUUUCUACUGUUGCUUUUGGUUUAUAGUCCUCAUCAGGGGAAACGAACGGGGGGCGAGGGCAAGUCUGGCAGGGCGAGAAGGAUGUUUGCUGUAGCUGGGCAAGGUAUAGUAGGAAACAUGGAGGAUCUUUUGUUUCCCCUUCUUGCGCCUGUGGCAAAAGAAUUCCUUUGGCAUGCUGUUGGAAACCCCGCCAAGUGUUUUUUCCACUAUAUCCAGAGAUUCAGCUGGAUUGUCCAUUGAAUCUACUCAGCUCAUUUUGCCAAUCUAUGGGGAAAAUAGGACUUACCCGUCCUCUGAAAGCACAGCCCUUUGCUCCAUGGAAAUACCAAGCUUCCAGGAGACUGCAUGCAUUCAGUCCAGCUCUCUCUUACUAUUUCAGCAUCAAGAGCAUCUUUCUUUCUCUUGCGCAGGUGGGUGCACAAACUGAAGAGGUGUUUGGGAGGGGAGUGUCUUUUAGAACACCAGGGGCUUGUUUUGUGUAGCUCAUUUUGUGUUGCUUUUGGACUGUGGUUUGGAAUUGCCGCGGGCCUGAUUCUGCAGCUCCCGCUGCCUUAAACCUCUCGACUUCAGCAGGGUUGGAGUCUAUAUUUGAGUUGGGCCCCUGGUUUCAGCAAGGUUGUGAUUUGAGGUUCAAAGGUUGUGAUUUGAGGUUCAGUCUAGCCUUUAUUUUAGGAAGUGCCGUUGGCACCACUUGGGAAGCGGAUGCAUACACUGGCUUCUUUUCCUUUCUUCCUUAACACCCUGUGACUGCCUGCAAAGGCCAGAUUUUUGGUUCAGCCGCGUUUAGCCCCCAAGUCUUUCAGUUGUUCUGCUUUGUGAUGUUUGUCUUUCUGGUUGGGAUGGGGAGAAAGGGAGCCCAGGCAAGUAGGAACACCUCUGCUUGGGGUAGAGGCACAAGAUACCUAGCACAUGGCAGGCUUUAUAGCGAGUUUUUGAGUUUGUUUGGGGUUGUUUUUUCUGUUCCUGUAAAUAGUAAUGUACAAAUGAUGACAAGACAGUGUGGAAAUGAUUAAAAAUAAGAAAAAAAAUAAAGUCUUUUGUUGUUGGUUUUUAUAUUACCUCAUUCAGCAAGUUUGUUUUACAAUGACUCAACGAUGCUUUAUUUAUAUUGUUUGUACUGUAAUUAAACUGAUUGACAAACAUUUCACUUUGCUUGUUGUUUCAUAUGGGUUUGGUUUGAUUCGGUAUGCCAGUUUGUAUUAUGUUCCCCUUUCCUCUCUCUCUCUCCGCGUUGGGGUUUUUGUGUCAGCUGUACAGUAUUCUAAAUAAUUAAAAAAAUAAUAAUAAUAAUUAAAAAAAAAAAAAGGAAAAAAAGCUGUAAAGUACCGCAGAGAGAGGCUGCUCUAUUGUAUAGGUCUCUUUCUAAUAAAGACAAGAAAACUUGUUCGUCACA